UCAGUUUUUGUUUGUAUUUUUGCGAAGAUAAGUAUACGGAUAAUAUGACUGAAAUUACAUACUUUGUGAUUAUUUUGCCAGUUUAUGCUUGUUUAUAUUUGCAACUCGUAUUGUGAUCACGCACACAGAAGCUUAUGAACGUUUGUUUGAGUAGUUUUACAUUUUCGAUCAUAUUCGAGGUGGCAAUCACAUUAAAUGUGUAAUACUUAUCGCUUGAAUGAUAAGUUCGUGCUGCUAUUGAUUAAAAAAAUUGUUGUUUUAUAAGCCGAAAGAUGAAGAAUUUAACGUACGCCCUAUUUGUGUUUUGUAUACAAUUUAUUUAUUGCUAUGCCAUCAGCAAUAAUGGCAAUAAUACAUUAAUUUUCGCACACACGGUAAAAACAAGUUCCAUUAAAUAUCUAAAUAUUCAUAUUGGAUUGAAAAAACUUAAAAAAAAAAUCAUAGUUGUGCCGACAUGGUUAUCGAAAUUUACUUGCUCCAUAUCCAAAUGAUCCAUAUGCUGAUGAGAGUCAUUGGCAAGGUGGAAUUGGUGCUUUGACAAACUAUGGCAAACGACAGCACUUUAAGUUGGGAAAAUACUUACGUAAAAGAUAUCAAUGUUUGUUGGAAGAUGGAGUCUAUUCGCCAAACAAAGUCUACGUUCAAGCAACGGAUACCGAUCGUGCCAUAAUGAGUGCGGAAGCAUGCAUGGCGGGAAUGUUUCCACCGACUGCUAGUCAAAAAUGGAAGAAAACAUUAAAUUGGCAUCCCAUUCCGGUGCAUACAAUUCCACGCAGAGAAGACCAUCUGUUGGCUUCAGAAAAACGAUGCGAUCACUUUGACGAUGUGAUGCUUCAGUACAUGAACACAACGGCAUAUACCGACUUGUUUACAAAACAUAAAACGCUCAUUUCGUAUUUAGAGAGAAAUUCUGGAAUGAAAUUAUCAACAAUAACGGAAAUAUAUUUGCUUUACGAUGCACUGUGGGUAGAAAAGAUGGAAGGCAAACGUUUACCAGAUUGGGCUGAAAAUGUUAUGAAAUCGGGUGGGGAUUUUGAAUAUCUUGCCAUUUGUUAUUUUAAAAUCUACUCGGAGACAACGGAAAUGAAGAAAUUGAAAUCGGGAUUUUUAUUAAAAGAGAUUUUUGAUCGGUUUACAAGCAAAAUACAAUCAAAUUUAUCGCCAGAUCGUUCGCUCGUCAUGUAUUUUGCGCAUGACAUAACAAUCACAAAUAUGCUUAGCAGCCUUGGGUUAUAUAAGUUACAUCAACCAAAAUAUGCAUCAUGUAUGUUCUUUCAACUGUAUAGUUCCGAUGAAAUGCCUUAUGUAAAAAUAUUCUAUAGAAAAUCGGGUAAUGUAGUAAAUAUCAAGCCAUUGAAUAUUCCAAAUUGCGGUUCAAAAUGUCCGUUGGAAAAACUAUACGAAUUAUAUCAACACAUUUUACCAACACAACAAUUUGAUAAGGAAUGCGCUCUUCGUGAUGGUCACACUCUUCCACCAGGCGGCAACCCAGAGAAUGCACCAUAUUGAUAUAAAUUUUGGGAAAUUUAACGGGUUCUAAUAUACUAACAAAGGUAUUUGCGAUGUAUUUUAUAUUAAUUUCAAAGCGUUUCAUUUAAUAAGGCGUUAGCCGUGUUGGUAAAAUGUAUAAUGCAUUUGAAGAAAAUUUUAAAGAUUUAAAAUAAAAUGCACAGAAAGAAAAA
Messenger RNA from Contarinia nasturtii (swede midge), 1682 nucleotides. RefSeq names its product lysosomal acid phosphatase-like. The coding region runs from base 670 to 1509 and encodes 279 amino acids. The record is from RefSeq and is a predicted model, not a curated record. Gene Ontology annotation, biological process: dephosphorylation. Gene Ontology annotation, molecular function: phosphatase activity. NCBI's taxonomy places the organism in Eukaryota, Metazoa, Arthropoda, Insecta, Diptera, Cecidomyiidae. The transcript is spliced from 5 exons.